GCCGUUGGAUUUCGGCGCUAUUCCCUAACCCUUUACUGACUGCAACCCUAACAUAUUCUCACAAACAGCCCCUCGAACACUUCUGACAUCAUGGGAGCUAACGUUACCACGCAUGAGGGGACAGCCCCGUUUCACUAUGAGCACCUCCCCAAGCCCGCGCAGACCUGGUAUCGAGUGUACGGCGAUCUUACGGUCGGCACGCCCCUCGUGGUGCUGCACGGGGGCCCGGGGUUCUGCCACAAUUACAUGCUCCCCCUGGCCGAUCUCGCCCGUCCCCAGAGGGCGGUGGUCCUGUACGAUCAGAUCGGAAACGGGCAGUCGACGCACUUCCCGGAGAAAGUUGGCGAUCCGGCCUUCUGGACGGUCGAGCUGUUUGUCGCGGAGCUGGCCAACCUGCUGGCCCACUUGGGCUUGGGCCUCGCGGCCGGCCGCCUCUUCGAUCUCCUUGGCCACUCGUGGGGGGGCAUGCUGGGCGCCGAGUUCGCCAUCCGGCGGCCGGUGGCGGGCCUGCGGCGUCUGGUGCUCUCCAACGCCCCGGCCUCGGUCUCUCUGUGGCUGGAGUCCGUAAACCGGCUCCGCGCAACCCUGUCCCGUGAGGUCCAGGCGACGCUGCAGCGCUGCGAGGACGAGGGCCGCCUCGACUCGAAGGAGUACGAGGACGCCACCAUGGUCUUCCUGUCGCAGUUCUCCUGUCGGGUGGACCCCUGGCCGCAGGAGUUUGUGGACAGUAUCGUGUGGGCGACCGAGACGGAUUCCACCGUCGCGUCUACCAUGCUGGGCCCGUCCGAGUUCUGGAUCGAGGGCAGCUUGAAGGAUUGGAGCGUGCUGGAUCGUCUGCAGGCGAUUCAGGUGCCCACGCUGCUGAUCAACGGGAAAUAUGACGAGGCGCAGGAUAGCACCGUGGCGCCGUUUUUCUGGGCUAUCGACAAGGUGAAAUGGGUGACGCUGGCGGAGAGCGCCCACUGUCCGCAGUUUGAUGAGCCGGAGAAAUACCUGCAAGUCAUCCGGGACUUUCUGGGAGCUCGGGAGAAUUAGGGUUGCUUAACUAUCAUGCUAGCCACAGAUAGCUGAGACAAGCAUGUCACGCCACUUGAGGCUCGAGAAAUUCAUCCGUAUCCAUUCGAUCAUCGGCC
Messenger RNA from Aspergillus uvarum CBS 121591, 1133 nucleotides. Its product is annotated as proline-specific peptidase. Gene Ontology annotation, molecular function: peptidase activity. Gene Ontology annotation, biological process: proteolysis. The record is from RefSeq and is a predicted model, not a curated record. NCBI's taxonomy places the organism in Eukaryota, Fungi, Ascomycota, Eurotiomycetes, Eurotiales, Aspergillaceae. The coding region runs from base 91 to 1035 and encodes 314 amino acids. The transcript is spliced from 2 exons.